UGGAAUCAGGAUCUGUGUGUGAGUGAGUAAUGCAUAGUGUUGCUUGAUAGAGAGAAGCUGUUAGAUUUAUUUAUUUUUUUUUUUAGUGGACUGUUUCUCAUAUAUUUCAUAUAGAUAUUGACAGCAUACUAUUAUAUUUAUUAUACUUCAUCAGACUUUAUUAUAUUUAGAAUAUAUUACUUUUAUCAAUAAUUCAAUUAUUUUUUUUAGCUAUGAUCUGAUUUGAAAUCAAUUCUUUAUAAUAAUAGCAAAUUGCUGUUCAUAAUAAAAAAAAAAAAACAUAAUCGAUAAUUUAUUUUAAAUUGCAUGUAAUGUCGAAGUUAUUUUAGAGUCAAUGAAAUAAUAUUUUUUUUUACGUCUUUGUAAAGAUAUUAUGAUAGUUUGAGACCUAGGGAACUAAACAGAUAGUUCAAGAUAGAUAACAUACUUUGUAAAAGUGUAAUACAUAACAGUUGCCAGUGGAUUAUUGGUGUUGUUUAAUUUUUAUUUAAUAAUUUAUUUAUUAUUUUUGUGUAUCGGAAUGGUUAUCUAAGUACUAGCAAUUACUAAACUCUCACACAGCCAUGCUUCAGUUUUGGCUUCUGUUUCUGGCCAUUUUUUAUUUCUGUGAGGGUCAGUAUCUUGACAAAGCUCCCAUCAUUAUCCAGUAUAAUAUCUGGGAGGAACAACCAGCAGGCACAAGGGUGGGCUGCCUGUUGGACAACCUACGUCAGAAUGGAGAGACUGGAUCACUGGAGGACUUCCGGAUUGUGGAGCAUGGUCAAGCUCUACCAUUCUCUGUUGCCAAAAGAGAUGGGGUAGUGUUGACACUGGCCCAGCUGGACCGGGAGGAGUUGUGUCGUGGUGCUGAACAGUGUGAACUGGCCUUUAGUGUUCUCUAUAGGAAAGGUGGAGCAGUACACUUCCUGCGUGUUAGAGUGGAGGUGAUGGACAUGAAUGACCACAGUCCUGUCUUCCCUAACCCAGUGCAGGAGGUGGAGAUCUCAGAAACUGUAGGCCUGAGGAUGCGUAUUCCAUUGGACCGUGCGGAGGAUCCAGAUGCAGGUUCCAAUGGCCUGCAAACCUAUUCUCUUUCUCCAAGUCUUCACUUUUCUUUGGAUAUCCGUCCCUCUGGAGGUGCCAAACAGCCAGAAUUGGUGGUUAUUAAAGAACUGGACCGGGAGAUGGAAUCUUCUUUUGAAUUAACAUUGUUUGCUUUUGAUAAAGGGAACCCACCCAAAUCUGGCAGCACCAAAGUCAAAGUCAUAGUCUUGGACUCCAAUGACAACAGUCCUAUGUUUGAGGAAAAUGCUCCAAUAGUUGACCUUUCUGAAGAUGCAGUACAAGGCACAGUAGUUAUCAACCUUCAUGCUACGGAUCCUGACCAGGGUGCUAAUGGAGAGGUUGUGUACUCACUCAGUAAACAUGCCCCAUUAGAUGUACAGAGACUUUUUAAUGUUGAUCCUCAAACAGGUGCUGUAGUUUUAAAAGGCCUUUUAGACUUUGAGGAAAAGAGAUUAUAUGAGGUAGACAUACAAGCAAAGGAUCGUGGUCACAAUGCUAUCCCAUCCCACUGCAAAAUGCAAGUAAGGGUUCAAGAUGUCAAUGACAAUGCUCCUCGGAUACACAUUACGUGGACUCCCCCAGAUUCUCCUGUGGCAACUGUUUCAGAAGGGGCAACAAACGAGACCUUUCUAGCUCUUGUGAUGGUGUCUGAUGCUGAUUCAGGUCUAAAUGGGGCAGUGAAAGUCCAGAUACAGCAAGGAUCAGGCCCAUUCCGUCUCAAGCAAAUCCAUGGAGACAACUACAUAAUUGUUACUAAUGGAAGCUUAGAUCGGGAGCGACAGGUGAAGUAUAAUAUUACACUUCUUGCUCAGGACAGUGGUGUUCCUUCUCUGUCUUGUGUAAGGCAUCUGACUGUCCAUGUUCUGGAUGAAAAUGACAAUGCACCAGUAUUUCCCAAAACUCUCUACACUGGUGUUUUCAAUGAGAAUAAUAAACCUGGAUAUCAUGUCUUGACUCUGGAAGCCCAUGAUGUUGACUUAGACCUUAGUGGACAAGUGUCGUAUGCAAUUAGAGAGUUAAAUGAACUUGGCACACCAACUGCUUUUUUCUCAGUCCAUCCAACCAGUGGGGCUGUUAUUGCUCAGCAGUCAUUAGACUAUGAGGAAUCACCGACAUACUCCUUUGUUGUUGAAGCAGUAGAUCAUGGGUACCCUCCAAUGACCAGUAGCGCUACUGUGCUUAUUAUGAUUGAGGAUGUUAAUGACAACUAUCCCAUCAUCAGGGAACCACUUCCCAAGAAAGGUGUUGCAGUAGUGAGCAUUCCAGUAAAUGCAGAUAAAGGAGAGAUUGUGACAGAACUUAAGAACAAAGUUCAUGGAAUCAUACAUCCACUGAGCAAUCAUUCUUCCCAAUACAGGCUUGAAGGAUUUUUGGCCACAACAAUAUUAGCAAGUGACUCUGACUCUGGUUUCAAUGGAAAUCUCCAAUUUAAAAUAAUAGCAGGGAAUCCGUCCAGACUGUUUUGGUUAGAUGAAACAACAGGGCAGUUAUAUGUGAACACCACCAAUGCUACAGAAUUGAUUGGCAAAGCUUUUAAAGUGGUCAUUGCAGUGUCAGACAUGGGAACACCCCCACUUGUCACACAGACAACACUAGAUAUUACAUUCAUCAAUCUUCGUGACCACCUUAAGAACUCUGCUCCUGGACAACAGGCUCAAUUUAGCUUCACAAUGCUUUUAGCUGUCUGCAUUGGGGGAACCUGCUUGCUUUUGCUCCUAGUUGUUGCUUUGGUUACCACAUUCUGUCGCCCAGAAAAACGAGACACUCGUGCUUACAACUGCAGACAAGCUGAAUCUACCUACACUAGUCACCCUCGCAGACCACAGAAACACAUUCAAAAGACAGAUAUUCAGCUGGUUCCUGUUCUAAGGGGUAGAAAGUGUGAAACACCUGAAGAGGAGUCCCAGCCACUCUCAUCUAGUUCUUCUCUUCCAGAAGAACCUCACAAAGAAGGCCAGCUUAGUCUUUCACCAACACUUGCUCUCCUGGUACAAAGCCAAACUUUUGCUGAAAAUAACGGUACACUGCCAUUUACACAAAGCAAGACACUCAGGAAACCUGGGAGCAUAGAAUGCCCACAUACCCCUACAACACCCUACCGAACCCUGCGCAAGGCACGAAUCCCUUCCUCAUCCUUGUCCUUGCACUCACAGUCCAACACACUGAGACGCCAUAAGCCUGAAGAAGUAAAUACAUCGACUGACUCCCAAGCUGUAGCCUCUGGUCCUUUCACACAGGCCACUUUGAGGAGAGCAAAAAACCCAGAAAGAAAUGAAAGGCCUCAGGAACAAGACCACAGACAAAUACUACGAAAUUUGGUGCGCUUAUCCAUGGCUGCUCUUGGAGAAAACUCACUUGAGCUAUCUUCGGCUUCACCUGAGGUGCAGCAGGUGUCUCAGCUAUUGUCUCUGCUACAUCAGGGCCAGUUUCAGCCUCGACCAAAUUUCCGUGGCAACAAAUAUUCCCAUAGAGGAGGCCGAUCCGGACCACAGGAUGCUGAUUGGCAAAGUACUAAAGACAGUGGCCACGGGGAAAGCGAACCUGGAGACGUGGACUGGGAGGCAGGCAGAGACUCCCCAGUUGACCCCUUGUUGGAGGAGGGCCUAACCAACCUGCUCAGCAACUAUGAUGACGUGUUUUUGGACACCCCAGACCCAGCGUGGAUGGCUCGGCUGUCCCUUCCUCUGACUAGUGAUUAUCAUGACAACCUUUAUGUCCCUGAUGGGCUACCACCCUCAGAAGACCAGAGUUCUACUUUAGGCCCAAAUGACUCUGCCGCCUUCUCUACCUUUGGUAAAGCCCCAGAGAAGAAUGGGGCUUUAGGAGGUGAAACUCUGCUUUCGGAAGUCACCACACUGUUUGAGAUGCUAAUGACACAGAAGGCUGAUGCUCAGCCACGGUCAGACAUCCUCUACAGACUUUCUGCAGCUUAUCGUCGCUCUAUCGGCCUCGAUGGCCACCUAGGGCCAAAUGAAAAAUCUCCUUUAAUACGUUGCACCACUCCAAACCGUUACUGAAGUUCAAGUCUCAUGUGAACAAUGCAAACACUCACCUUUGCCUUCCAACAGCACUGAACCUUCUCAAACUAGUUUUGGUUUUAAGCAACUUUGUCAUAUCAUCAUCAGUCUCUCUGGGAGGUCUGUCUGGUACAGGCCAGCUAAGGCAAAAUACAAAAAUCUGUUUCAUAUUUCCAGGAAUAAACUCUAUGUACUCUUUUGCAACAAAGUGAAACUGUGAUAAGGAGACAAGGAGGCGGUUUUCCCUCUGCUUCAGGUGCUGAUCAAAUUACUCUACAAUGGUGCUUUUCUCAAAAAGUAGUUUAUGAGACCUAUGGCUUUGAAUGGGCAUUAAGAAGGAAAUGGCUCUUUGUCCUUUUUUGAGACUAAACACCAACAGAACAAAUCCUGUCUCUGAGGAGGAAUGUGUAAAAUUUUCUACCACAAUGGAUUAUAAGCAGCCUUGCUUCCUCUGCCAUAGCCAGACUCCUGCUUAUUGUUUCCUGAUUUCUUUUAUUGUAAAUAAUAUAUUAAACAAAAUUCAGUAUUUGAUCGAUUAAACAAUGUAAAUAAUAGUCAUCAAGCAGACUUAAGUCAUUACAUUUGGCCUAAAUCUGUGAUUUAAAAUUUCAAAUACAAAAAGGCAUGUAGCUGUUUUAGCAAUAAUUCAUUCAUUUGUAGUGACAAAUGUCCCUAUUUUUCACAUUCUUUUGUUUCAGAAAUGAUAAAGUAAAACUAAAAGAAACAAACUGUCAGAGACACAAAACCUUGCACUUGAUUUGUGUGAGCCCUAACUGGGAAAGGUGUUGUAAGUUAUUGACCUUGUAACACUAUAUAUAAAUGUAAUUUCCACAUGCAUUAUUAGGAAUUACAUGUGCAUAUUUUUACGUAAGCACUUUGUAUAAAACUUUUUUGUAUACAACAUGAAUAAAUAAACACUUAUGAAACAUC
Molecule: messenger RNA, 4991 nt
Organism: Tachysurus vachellii
Lineage: Eukaryota; Metazoa; Chordata; Actinopteri; Siluriformes; Bagridae
Gene: pcdh12
Product: protocadherin 12
Exons: 4
Coding region: 564-4061 (1165 amino acids)
Biological process (GO): homophilic cell-cell adhesion
Cellular component (GO): plasma membrane
Molecular function (GO): calcium ion binding
Source: RefSeq, a predicted model, not a curated record